This is a messenger RNA of Penicillium bovifimosum, 642 nucleotides long. Its product is annotated as GNAT family N-acetyltransferase. Bases 1 to 642 code for a protein of 213 amino acids. Gene Ontology annotation, molecular function: acyltransferase activity, transferring groups other than amino-acyl groups. The record is from RefSeq and is a predicted model, not a curated record. Lineage: Eukaryota; Fungi; Ascomycota; Eurotiomycetes; Eurotiales; Aspergillaceae. The transcript has 3 exons.
AUGAGCGUGAACACCAAAGUGGUAUUGUUCCCCUGGGAUCCAGAGUCUGAUAUUCAUCGGAAAAGACUGGUGGAACAACGAGUCGAGUGCUCUUGGCACCGGGAAAAAGUUGAAAAAGAAUGGAGAGACCAGCAGGUCAGAGGUGACAAGUGUAUUUAUUGGAUUGAGCAUGCAAUUCUUCAAGAUACAGCCACAUCACUUAAUGCUGUGCCACGCCAACCGACGGGAAAGGCCUUCAUCCCAAUUGGGCACAUUUCCUUGGACUCUAAAAAUCCGGAUGCAGAGCAUAUUGAUCUGGACCUGCCAUCAGACAAUGUCUUCUGGAUCAAGACAUUCUACGUCAGUCGUACCAUCCAAGGUAAAGGUAUUGGACGAGCUGCAAUGGAUGAGGUUGAGGCUAUGGCUGUUCGAGAGCCAUUGCUAGCCAAGACCUUGAUGCUAGAUACAGUCCAUCAGGAUGAUCAGAAGAACGAGGAAUUUGCGAGGGCAACAGGUGGUGCUCCGAAGAUGACGAACCAAGAAUGGUAUGCCCGUCGGGGUUAUCGACUGAUCAAAACUGUACCGGGUUAUUACGAUGUCUUGGAUUCGAAGGGGGAGGUUUGGCAUAUAAGGACGGUUUUCAUGAGGAAAGAUAUUGCAUAG